This is a messenger RNA of Naegleria fowleri, 387 nucleotides long. The record is from the annotation of a RefSeq genome assembly. NCBI's taxonomy places the organism in Eukaryota, Heterolobosea, Eutetramitea, Acrasida, Naegleriidae.
AUGGUAACGUUGCGCCAACUAUUAUUUUCUUGUAAACGUAAAAAAAAAGAAAAAAGAAGUAAGGUAGCCAGAUUAGAUAAAUGUCCACAAAAAAAAGGUACGGUGCAAAAAGUUUUUAUUCAAGCACCAAAAAAGCCGAAUUCAGCGAAGAGAAAAGUAGCUAGGGUAAAAUUAAGCUCAGGGAAGUUAAUUACUUGUCAUUUACCAGGGAUCGGACAUAAUUUACAGCAACAUUCAGUUGUUUUAGUUAGAGGAGGUAGGUGUCAAGAUUUAAUAGGGGUACGUUAUAAACCCAUAAGAGGGCUGUUUGAUUUUGCUCCUGUAAAAGGAAGAAAAACGAGGAAGUCCAAGUACGGGAUUAAAGGGAACCCGGAUAAACUGAAAUAA